Poecilia reticulata (guppy) is the source of this 2213-nucleotide messenger RNA. It is a transcript of the gene dennd6a, whose product is annotated as DENN/MADD domain containing 6A. Lineage: Eukaryota; Metazoa; Chordata; Actinopteri; Cyprinodontiformes; Poeciliidae. The record is from RefSeq and is a predicted model, not a curated record. Gene Ontology annotation, cellular component: recycling endosome. Gene Ontology annotation, molecular function: guanyl-nucleotide exchange factor activity.
AUUAUGCGUCAUUACGUCACGAGGUGCAACGACAGGACGUUGUUACGUAUUGGCCCAGCUGCUUAUGCUAAAUGCUAGCUAAGUCUCUGGUUUCUGUUUUGCGGCUUUCUGUUGUCCUCCAACAGGACUCUGGGUAGAAAAACUUAAUUUGUCAGGUCGGUAACAGUCCUUGCAGCACCUGGACGUCUGAGUCGGGUCGUGGUCAUGGCUCUGCAGGGGCCGGAGGAGGUAGGGGAGCAGGUUGAAGAGCCGGAGGACCUGGACGACCAGGACGCUAGCAGCAUCUCCCCGGCCGAGGAGAUAACCCUUCCACCGGGGACGGGGGGCGACGAGGAGCCGGAGGAGGCUUUCCUCCUGCCGUGGGACCGCUUUUCCUCCUGGCUGCACUGCAUUUGUGUGGUCGGCUUCGACCUGGAGCUGGGCCAGGCGGUGGAGGUAAUUUAUCCACAUCAUUCCAAACUGUCAGAGAAAGAGAAAACAAGCAUCUGCUACCUUUCCUUUCCAGACUCCAACUCAGGUUGCCUUGGCGACACGCAGUUCUGCUUCCGCUUUCGACAGGGAUCCAACAGGAAGUCGUCCCUUGGGUGUUUCCUGGAAAACACGGAUCGAGACGCGCCGCCCUGCCUGAAGCGGGAACAAGGCCAUUACUACGGCUAUGUGUACUUUCGUCAGGUUCGAGACAAAUCCCUGAAGAGAGGAUACUUCCAGAAGUCUCUGGUUCUGAUCAGCAAGCUGCCGUAUGUGACCUUCUUCCACUCGCUGCUGAAGAUCAUGGCUCCGGAGUACUUUGAGAAGCAGGAGCCGUGCCUGGAGGCCGCCUGUAACGACAUCGACCGCUGGCCGACGCCGCAUCCUGGACGAGUCCUGACUCUGCCGAUCAUGGGCGUCGUCAUCAAAGUUCGCAUCCCGACCUGUUACGAUAAACCAGGAACCUCCCAGUUGGUCCAGUCAGCCCAGGGCGACAGUUUGGUUUCUAUCAUUCUGCCGACGAUCCAUGAAGUCGACCUGUUCAGGUGCUUCUACCCGGUCUUCUUCCACAUCCAGAUGCUUUGGGAGUUGGUGUUGCUCGGGGAGGCCCUGGUUGUCAUGGCGCCGUCGCCCGCUGAGUCGUCAGAAACCGUGCUGGCGUUGGUGAGCUGUGUCUCUCCGCUGCGUUACUGCAGCGACUUCAGGCCGUACUUCACCAUCCAUGACAGCGAGUUUAAGGAGUACACGACCCGGACGCAGGCUCCGCCGUCGGUCAUCCUGGGUGUGACCAAUCCCUUCUUUGCAAAGACUCUGCAGCACUGGCCGCACAUCAUCCGCAUCGGAGACAUGAAGCAAGCAGGAGAGGUGGCCAAGCAGAUGAAGGUGAAGAAACUGAAAAACCUGAAAACUCUGGACUCCAAACCCGGUGUGUACACUGCCUACAAGCCAUAUCUCAACAAAGACGAAGAAAUCAUCAAGCAGCUCCAGAAGGGCGUCCAACAGAAGAGACCGUCGGCGGCUCAAAAUGCGAUUCUUCGACGGUACUUUUUAGAGCUGACUCAGAGCUUCAUCAUUCCGCUGGAGCGAUACGUGGCCAGCCUCAUGCCUCUGCAGAAGUCCAUCAGUCCCUGGAAGAGUCCGCCUCACCUCCAGCCUUUUGUCCAGCCGGACUUCAUGAAGACUCUGGAGAAAGCAGGACCGCAGCUCACCUCCAGGCUCAAAGGAGACUGGAUUGGACUCUACAGGCAUUUUCUAAAGUCUCCCAACUUUGACGGCUGGUUCCGGAGCAGGAAAAGAGAAAUGACUCAGAAACUGGAGGCUCUGCACCUCGAGGCUCUGUGUGAGGAGGACCUUCAGCAGCGAAUCCAGAAGCACACGGAGGUGGAGGUGGUUGAUCUGGUUCUGAAGCUCAAAGACAAACUGAGCCAGGCGGAGCGGGAGCAGCUCCCGGUCCGGCCGGGGACUCUGUCCAAACUCAGAGCCCACAUCGAGGCCGUCAUCCUGGCCUUACCAGAGGACCUGCAGGGCAUCCUCCACAAGCCGCCCACAUCCUGAUGACGCCACUCCUCAGCUCGGAAACGGGUCCAGCUGCUGGCGGGACUGAGGCCCGGCUGGAGGCCUGCUCGGCUCAAACGCAACGCGCUAACUCAGCGUUGGGAAUCAUGUGGUCUGGACUGGCCUGGAGCUGCCAGAUGGAGUGUUUUGUUUGGGAAAUAAAGGAGAGCUGAUCACGUUCUCACACAGUC